AUGUCGCGCUUCCACCGCAGCGCUCAAGAUACGCCCCCUGCAACGCCCGACCAUAGGGAUGGCCGCAGCACAGAAGCGUCCUCUGUCGCCUCCAGUUCCACGUAUCAAAGCAAAGCGGCGCUACCUGCGAUGGCGUCGCGUCGCUCGCCGGCGAGGAGCAUCACCAUCGCAGCUAGUGCGCACGUUGCGCCUAGCCCGGCACCUUCCUCCAGGUCGCUGCUGCGACGUCACAAAGCGCCCGACACCGAGCCACCCGUGUCGCGGUCGCCUUCCGCGUGGCUCGCCCGAAAGCUAGGCAGACGAACUAAAUCGGAACAGGCGCAAGCAAUGGCACCGCCGCCGGUCAGUGACCGGCCGCUGCAGAGCAUGUUGGGCGCUCCAUUACCAUUUGCGGACGAGUACAGCGCCACGACACUGUCAAGGCUGAGAGGUCUGCGUCUGUGUGACACGACCCCAAAUGUGGCUCGCAGCCCUUGGGCGGACCAUCCGCCCCACUGGCCCUUGAGCUCAAAGUCUCAGUCGGAACAUGCGCCGAUUGCCUUUUGGUCUGAUUUCGUUACGCUGUACGCAGCUGGCGCCGUCGAUCUCAGCGACCCUCCCAAGAUUCCAGUGUCCUGCGUCUCGUACGAAAAUCAUCCGCUGCACCCUGCCCUUGAGGUCAAAUCGACAGGUUCGGAUCGUGGCGUGCCGCGAUUAGCAAGGGGAAACAUUCUUGCAUUGAAAGGCUCUCCACUUCCGCCGCCUACAGGUCCACUUCCCGCUCCUCCCACCGACGCUCAGAACCAGAGCCAUGCUAGGGACUCGCUUCGACCACCCAGGCCGGCUUCUCGACGACCGAGCACGGGUAGCGCUGCGAGUACGCACUCGCACGGAGGUGGGGAUCGCUCCAGUAAUGAGAGUCGCAUGAGCCCCGUCGUUUGGGAGGUCAAUACUCGCGAAGGUGCUCGGUCUACUGAGCCGCCUGUGCCCGACGUCAUGCCAGGUGUGCCAACGUCGGAAGGAGUAGUGCGAGGAGGCAUGCCUGCCCCUCUGCCAAAGUGAGUCUUGCGAAGACCACCUCUUCCACGUUUGGUUUCGAUGAAACGACUAGGAGUACCGCUUGACGUGUCUUCUCAUUUCGUGUAGCUUCGAGCAAGCUCGUCUAAAGGCUCUUGCGCGCUGCGAUGCUCUGCGCCGACAUGGGUCUGUGGGACCUUUGGAAGGACACAUUUCGGCCGGGCAAGCUAAAUAUCGACAAGCUCCUGCUGUCACUGCCAGUCUAGCGGAAGAGGUACAAUCAUCAGACGAGCGUCGUGGGCCUCGUCAAGAGCUCCAAGCGGUAGCGGAUUGCUUGACGGAGAGAGCGCUGGCUCGACUCGACCCGGAUGGGACUUGUCGGAUCGUGUGGAUCGAAAAGGAAAGGGUGUCCAUCUUUUCGACUUGCGGUCAUGCUCCUGGUGCACAAUCACCCUCGACCUCACCUCGGCCGCAUAGUUUAGAUGUGAGCUUGUUUGCUUGUCUUUGUGCUCAAAGUUUCUGCACACCUCUGCUCGCACUCACUCGUCUAUUCACCGCGUGCAGGCGCAUACGAUUCUGAAUCGAGGCGAAGCCUUUGUCGUCCCUGACGCCCUCAUCGAUCCUCGUUUCACAGAAUCGCCAGUCGUGCAAAGCGGCGAACAGACGCGCUUCUACGCUGGUGUACCUGUGAUGAGCGAGGACAAGCUGCCCAUCGGUAUGUGUAAAGCUGGUGGAGAAGCGUCGAGAAAUGUUCGACUAAUAAAGCAUAUGCCUCACCAACAGCCGUUUUGUCCAUCUCGUCCAAACGCCCUCGCCAAGGCUGGACAACAUCCGAUGAUCGAUGGUUGCGGGCCUUGGCCCUGGAGUUUGAGCAGGCCCUUGACCGAAUUCGCGAGAUGGAGCUGGACAGCUUGACGUCGAAGUUGGAGACUGGUGAGUGUGUUUAAAUUGGUCUCUACAUAGCGUAUAGGACUGACUGAAUCAUCGCCUUAGCCUUGAGCAAGAUGCACAAAAUGCUCAAGAUCCCAAUCACGCCAAAGCUAGAAGGCCCUGCCACCGCAAUGUCGACGCCGUUGAUUGGCUCUCGCUCGCGCACUCCGUCUCAUGUUUCGUCAUUGUCCAUGGCGAAGAGUACUUCGAGCGUCAAGCAUUAUCACCUACCAGGCACCCCAGUCGCUGCAAGUCUUUUCGAUGAGGUGUCCGAGCUCAGUCAAAUCGAGGCUGCGAUGGAGAGCAAUGCGGAACGCGAGGCGCAAUGGGGGUCCAGCGACCCAGCUAGCAAAGCCAGCAAAGCGAGCCUGGAGUCUGCCGUAAAGACGCUUACGGCUGCGGUUUCCAUGGACGCCGUCUACGUCGCAAAGGUGGGUCGACCGUCAGAGAUCAUCAUCUCUUGCGGCUUGAGCGAGGCUAGCCCCAACCCCGCAAGCCCAUUGGAUGAAGAAGUGCACGAGACUGCUCGUGCUGCGCUGCACGUGGUUCAGUUCUCCGAGCGAAGCGGCCGUGGCACCCGUCUGCCUUGGCUAGGCAUGAGCCCCUCGGGUAGAGCUUUGCAAUUUGCUUCGGGCGUCAUGGCGCCCUGCCGCCCCGAUACGUGGACAGCAGGCGUUUCCGAGUCUGUUGCAAGGUCACGCUGCGUCCUCGUCGCGCUGAGUUGCGAGGGGUCGCGUCUGCUUCAAGAUGUUGGUGAGUUGACAAUCGGUCCACCAGACGAUCGCAACGGUGCUGAUGAGCCUUGAGCCGCACCUCUCAGAACACCGCUUUUUGGAGCGUGCAGCUUCUCUACUUGCCACCCAGCUCGACUGCCACGAGUUUUUGAGCCCAAAGGAUGCUCGUUGUCUCUCGGAGAGCCCUCUCACUAUGCCCUCGAAUUGGACAGUCGACCAUUCUGGCAGCCCUGCAAGUCGUGCGAAUGCUGUCGGAGUCCCUGCAAGUAGUGUACUGGACGAGUAUCGCACGUCUUUGUCAAAAGGUAGCGCGCCGUUGCACGGCACCACGAACAGAAGGCAUCGCGAACGCUCUACUGCAACCUCGACGCACUCUUCGAAAGUCACGUGCGACUCGUCCAGCGAUUUCACUCUCGGUCUGGGGAGCGAGGGCUUGACUUCCAAGGAGCCCACAGAAGCUUUUCACGCAGUUGUUGGCGAGAUCAUCGUGGGGCGAAAUUCCCGCAUCAGCCCCACGUUUGAGUCACCAGCACUUUCCACUCCUUCGCUGGCGACCACUCUCGCAUCCGAUCCGUCCAGCAGUAUACCCGACAGCUACUUUCACACAACUUCGCUGGAUUACUCUUCGGCCCCGUCGCAGCGACACGGGACAGCGACAGAGGGCAGUCUCUUGAUGUCGCCCUUGACACUCAAGCAGCGCACGCAGAGCGUGUCCUCCCUGAAAGCCAAGUACGAUGUGGCUGAACAACUCAGCCACGAGCGAUUGGCCGAUGGCGCGAAGCUCUUCCGCCGCAAAACGAGUGCGCUGUCAGGAAAGCUUGAUAGUACACGCGCUUCGGCAACGUCUGUGAGCGGCGCCUCGCCCGAAAGGCGUAGUUCGAUCAGCUUCGUCGGAUGCCCACCAGACGAGCCAAGAUCCGUCGAGGGCGUCGAUGCGCUGCAACCGUACUUUGCAGCGGCUUACACAGAACACUCUGUCAAAGUCUGCGGACAGUCUAUUGACGGGCCGCAAGCUCAGGAAGAGGUGACGGGCUUGUCGCAGGAGCUUGCUUGUUUGCGCAGGCACCGCGCCAAAAUGGCCGAACAGCGCGCCAUCAGUCCGAGCUUGUGGAAAGAGGAGCUUGGUGAAGCACCGUCGCGUCCGGACACGGCGUCCACUAUGCCCUCCUUCCAUCGGACUUUUCACUGA
Messenger RNA from Ceraceosorus bombacis, 3849 nucleotides. The record is from the annotation of a GenBank genome assembly. NCBI's taxonomy places the organism in Eukaryota, Fungi, Basidiomycota, Exobasidiomycetes, Ceraceosorales, Ceraceosoraceae.